CUUGACGACAUGCGAACGAUCUACCACCCGUCCAGUGGGCGACUAACACGGAUCGAUCAUUUUGAUGACUAUCGCUCGCGUCCUGCAUUCCAACAUGCGGAACCGCCUAUUGACCCACAUCCAUGGCGACCAUUUGCAUCACGUUAUGACUUUGAGCUUGCUGAAUUCAUUCUUGAUGCGGCUCUUACUGAGAAGCAGAUGAAGACUAUGUUCAGACUACUGAACCCGGAGGCAGAAAGCAACCAAGGCAUUAAAUCCAGCAUCCGUAGCCCGAAGGAGUUCAAAGAUCAUUGGGAUCGUGCAGCCAAUUUGAUUACACCAUUUGAGAAGUCGACGGUUACUGUACCACUCCGGGGUAAAGACUAUACCUUUGAUGUUUACCGGCGAGAUCUCUGGACCUGGGCAUUGGAUUUGAUUCAGGAUCCACUUCUGGAGCCACACUUUCGGUUCAUCGAUGAACCGUGGACAGCGCAAGCUUUUUGGGAUCUACAGACAGCGCUCCCAAAAGGCGCAAAAGUUCUUUGUUACAUUAUAUAUGCUGAUAAAACACGUCUUUCUUCUUUCGGUACAGCUCAAGGUUAUCCUGUCAUUGCCCGUUGUGGAAAUCUGAAGAUUGACAUACGAAAUGGGAAUGGUGUUGGCGGUGGACGUGUCGUUGGGUGGCUACCAUUGAUAAAGGAGGAAGCAAAGUUCAAGAGGAAGGUUUAUUAUGUAGACUUCAAGCGCCACGUGUGGCAUGCUGCCUUCAGAUUUAUCCUCGAACCGCUAGUUGCACCAAGCAAAGUAGGAGGUUGGGUUCAUCUUGCCUUAGCGAACGUAGAUCUCCAGGUUUUUCCCCGAUUGCCAAUCAAAAGCUGUGAUUAUGAAGAGGCGUCAGAAUUUGUUGUCCUUAUUCGAGGUUCCGGUGGUCUGAAACCAUGCGUCGUCUGUAUGGUACCUAAGGCAGAACAGUAUUGUCUAGAUAUCAAAUACGAGCUACGGACAUCAAAGCAAACUCAAGAAAUACUUGCAGAUGCUGCUGCCAUUCCAAGGAAGGACGCUCGGAACAAGUUUCUGUCUAGCUUUGGCUUGAGAAAUAUUGAGAAUGCCUUUUGGGACAUCAAAGACUGCGAUCCGUUCCGCACACUUUCCUUUGAUCGUCUUCAUGCUUAUGAUAAUGGCCUUUUCGGAGAACAUCUCAGACGUGAAAUCGUUUCCCGGAUUGAAGCCUUAGGCGUGGAAUCUAUAGGUCAGGCAGACGAUCAAAUUAAACGCUUUCCACGCUGGAGGAAUCUAUAUCACUUUGAAAGCGGUUUUAUGGCGGUCCAUUUCGCUGAUGGCGGAAAGUAUGAAGAUCUGUCUAAACACAUCCUUUUUGUCACCCAUAAUCUCCUCACUGAGACCAAGGACAAGCAUGGAUAUCAUUUGCUGAAAUGUGUCCGAAGCUAUAUAGAGCUUCAUAUGUACACGGGCUUCAACCUCCAUACUGAGCGUAGCAUACAAGCCAUUCAGAAUGAGCUUCUCAGGUUUUCAGCACUCAUAAGGGAGUACGAACAACUCACACGGUCGAUUAAUCCGGGCGCGAAAUCAUGGAACUUCCCCAAAGUCCACUCUCACCAGCAUGUCGUUGACGAUAUCUUGCAAAAGGGUGUCACGCUGAACUACAAUACGAAGCCCAACGAGAAAAUGCAUGGCCCUCUAAAAGACGCAUAUCAGUUGCGAACCAACUUCAAAGAUGUAGCGGAGCAGAUUCUACGUGUCGAUUCGUGGUGUAAUGCUGCAUCAUUUAUACGACAGCAAAUCGACUUACACGAUGAGCAACUGCAGAUGUCCGAAAACGACGACUCCGAGCUAAAAGAUCAGGAUAAAUCAGCUUCCGAAUACUCCGGGAAAGUGACUUUACAUGGGCACCGUGGUAAAGGGGGUGGGGUCUUCAAAAUCGGAGAAAUCAGGGCUUUGAAGGCAGGCGACCCGGCGUUCAAGGGUUUUCAAACACGUCUAUCAUCCUUCAUGGUGGGACAGUUUGCGAAAUACCCUGAUAUUGUCCCUGAAGUCGAUGGAGAAAAGGUAGUAUUCAAGACAUUCAAGCAACACGAAGAGAUUCAGCUAUACGGCCUUUUGAAAGUCAAUUAUGAAAACACCAUUGAUUGGACCACAUCCACCGACUAUUUGCGAUGCAGCCCUGAUUUCUAUAAUCAUCCACGAUACGAUUUCCUCCUCAUUGACAGCACCGAGCGUCCAUUCUUCGCGCAGCUUAUAAUGGUCUUCACUUGUGUUAUUGCAGGAAAAACGUUUCCUCUCGCCCUUGUCCGUCCUCUUGAUGAACCCGUAGGCACAACAACUGCAAAGCUAGACAAGGACCUUGGCUUUUAUCGAGUCCGUGCACGAAAGAAAGAAAAAUCAGUAUUUGUAUCCGUCUACAUGAUUAUUCGAGGGGCGCUCUUGGUUGAAGAUUUCGGGGCCAAGCCAGGCGAUGGAUUCAAGGAGUAUUUGAUUGUUGAUAGCAUUGACAGCGAUAUGUUUCUCAGGAUGAAAUCCCUCAAGUAUACUGGCGGCCGUGAUUGAAGGAAAUA
This is a messenger RNA of Desarmillaria tabescens, 2552 nucleotides long. RefSeq lists its product as uncharacterized. The record is from RefSeq and is a predicted model, not a curated record. Lineage: Eukaryota; Fungi; Basidiomycota; Agaricomycetes; Agaricales; Physalacriaceae. The transcript has 12 exons. Bases 10 to 2544 code for a protein of 844 amino acids.